AUGUCUGGCGGUCACUCUAACAGCGGAAUCGGCGGUGCCAUCAAGAAGGGCGUUGGCAUGGUCCAUGGAACUGGCGAAGCUAUCCGCGGAAACUUCAACGCUGCCAUAGAUCAAGCCAGUGGAGACCGUGCAGGCGUCGACAAGAACACAGCAAUCGCCUCCAACGGUGCCAACGAGAUUGAGCACGGCUACCACCGCACUGGUCAUGGUGCAGGUGUCACACCAGUUGACGCUGAUCGCGAGCGUCUGAACACAACUCACACCACAUCGACCAACUACGGCUCGCACAGCACCAACACUGCCAACAAGCUCGACCCACGCUUCGACUCUGACAUGGACCACCGCGGCACUGCAACAGGCUCUACCAACGUAGGCCACCACUCCAACAACGUUGCGAACAAGCUGGAUCCUCGCAUAGACUCUGAUGCCGACCACCGCGCAAACCCAAACAAGUCGACGAGCAAUGGUCCACACAGCACCAACAUUGCCAACAAGCUAGAUCCUCGUGUUGAUUCUGACCACGACCAUCGUGGCACAGAUGACAACCUCCAGGCUAGCCGAAAUGGGACCUUCGCACAUGAGUCACGAUCGACAGCGAACCCCCACAAGAGCGGCUUUCUGAACUUACUCGACCCGAGAGUUGAUCGUGACGGUGCGAAGCAGAUGCGGUCGAGUGGGUCGUAG
Molecule: messenger RNA, 684 nt
Organism: Macroventuria anomochaeta
Lineage: Eukaryota; Fungi; Ascomycota; Dothideomycetes; Pleosporales; Didymellaceae
Exons: 4
Coding region: 1-684 (227 amino acids)
Source: RefSeq, a predicted model, not a curated record